AUGCACUUGAACCGCAUCUUGGAGAAGUGGCAAGGAAUGCUGGCGCUGGUCCGGGCUGUGCUGCUGCUUAGGUCUGUGCUGGCGAUUUUGGCCGUGCACCUGUUAGCGGCUGCUGAUUGUGGUUGGUUGCUAACAUUCCCUAUCAAAGUUUGA
Prunus armeniaca (apricot) is the source of this 153-nucleotide messenger RNA. Lineage: Eukaryota; Viridiplantae; Streptophyta; Magnoliopsida; Rosales; Rosaceae. The record is from the annotation of a GenBank genome assembly.